UGUAACUGUGGAAAGGUGUCUCUGUGUCUGGGGGGGUCUAAAGAAUUAAGCCAGUCCUCACUGAUGUCAUACAUUAGACAUCCAUCAACACAAACAUGCUUAUGGUUUCGUGGGCGGGUAGCUACUUAACAGGUUAGUUCUGAUUCUUUGUAUGGCGUCUGUCUCCACCUUGUUUUCAUCCUCUUACAGUAAGUGUUUGUGCCAUAGGAGAGGAGUGAAGGGGUGCUGGGCAGACCUGCAGACAGCACCAUCCAUCAUGGCAUCCUCCAUGAUUGGGGACGUUAUUGGUUUCUUCUCUCACGUGUAUAACCUAAUCAAGCAGAUCCACAGCACCCGGCCCAAGGUCCACAAGGAGCGUGUGCAGCGAUUGAAGUCCCGGAUUUCGGUUUUACACGAACAGCUGCAAAAAGUAAAGGAUGUCAGGUCGGACUCUGUUCAUCUGCAGCAGACACGGGUCCAGCUCGAGGAGGUUCUGCAGGACGCUCUGAAUCUGAUGAGGAAGAUGGAGGAUGUUGGGUGGAUCAAGCGCGUGGUUAAAAACUCCUCCAUAGACAGUGACUUUGCAGAUCUAAACCAGCGCCUGAGUCAGGAGUCUCUGUCUCUCGUGCUCUCGCUCAACAUUGACGCCCUAGCCAUGCAGCAGACCUUCAGCGAGGACAGGAGGAAGGCAGAGGAUGAGAAAGACCGAGCUGCAGAUAUGAAGUUCCUGGAGGAGAUGAAGGAAACUCUUCUCUCGGUGAAGGACAACGUAGAAGAGAUCAAAGGCAUUGUGAUAGAGACCAAUAACAUGAUGAAGGACUUAAAAGCAGAACAAUCCAAUGCUCCAGCGUCCCCUGAACAGGAGACACCUCCUGCUCCCUUAAAAGCACAGGCUCCACCUCCCAUCCAGGCGUUCCAACAGGCCCCGGCCUACACACCGGCACGUCCACAAGUAUACCAACAGGCCCCGGCCUACACACCGGCACCUCCACAAGUAUACCAACAGGCCCCGGCCUACACACCGGCACCUACACAAGUAUACCAACAGGCCCCGGCCUACACACCUGCUCCUACACAAGUAUACCAACAGGCCCCGGCCUACACACCGGCUCCUACACAAGUAUACCAACAGGCCCCGGCCUACACACCGGCUCCUCCACAAGUAUACCAACAGUCCCCGGUGCUCCAGCCAAUGCCGGAGUUUCAACAGCAACAGACCCAGGUUGUGAUUGGUUCUGGUGACCUGGGUGACGUCCCCACCAUGACCACGUGUCAGCACUGCGGAGAGCGGGUCCAAACCAGAGUGGUGUAUCACAGCGGCGCCUUCGCCUGGCUGAUCUGCGGACUCUGCGUCGUGUUUGGGAUGGUGUUCGGCUGCUGUAUCAUCCCUUUCUUCAUGGACAGCUGCAAAGACGCUCACCACUUCUGCAGCAAAUGCAAUGUUCAGCUGUGCGUCCACAAGAGGAUGUAGUUUUCACACAGACACACGGAACUAACCCCUAACCGUACACACCUCAUGUAACUAGUCAUCCAAUAAAAGAGUUGACAGGAACUUGGCUUGUGUCAGACUCACUGAGGAGACACAUGACAGAACACUGGGUGUACAUUUAACAGUCAAUCAAGGUAAACACGACCGCCAAGGACACACUAGCUAAGACAUGUACAAAGGGACAUGCUCAGACAUUUUGGAGGACGGGGGCUCAAGUGAAAACAGGACACUUCUAAUAAUGAUGAAUUAAAAGAAUUAAACUAAAUGUUAAAUAUAUCAACAAAA
Molecule: messenger RNA, 1753 nt
Organism: Micropterus salmoides (largemouth bass)
Lineage: Eukaryota; Metazoa; Chordata; Actinopteri; Centrarchiformes; Centrarchidae
Product: GATA type zinc finger protein asd-4-like
Exons: 6
Coding region: 152-1450 (432 amino acids)
Biological process (GO): cell surface receptor signaling pathway
Molecular function (GO): zinc ion binding
Source: RefSeq, a predicted model, not a curated record